UCGAACAAUCUUGUCCAAUCAAUCAAAAUGUCAGCUGAAGAGUUUGUAGCAUAAAUAUUUGUGAAAACAUAAGUGGUUGUAUUUAUUUAUUAAUAAAAUUGGAAAUAUUUUAAUUUAUAUGCAUAAUGAGUGGCAAGCGUGAACACGAAGAAAAUGAUACGGAAGAUGACUGGAUUGGACCAUUACCUUCGGAAGCUGCACCGCAAAAAAAGCAACGAGUUUUAGAAUAUGAACAGGUAUACAUAGAUAACUUGCCAUGUUGCGAAUGUUAUGAGAAGUCUUAUAUGCACAGGGAUGUCAUUACUCAUAUUUUGGUAACAAAGACAAACUUUGUGAUAACGGCCAGUUGCGAUGGACAUGUAAAAUUUUGGAAAAAGCAAGAGGAAUUGAUAGAGUUUGUAAAGCAUUUUCGAGCACAUCUAAUGCCAAUACAAUCAAUGUCUACUAGUUGCAAUGGAGUUCAUAUGUGCUCAGUCAGUAUUGAUAAAACUAUAAAAAUCUUUGAUGUCAUCAAUUUUGAUAUGAUAAAUAUGAUAAAAUUGGACUUUGUGCCACUCUGUGUUGAAUGGGUAUACUCAGCUGGCGAUGCCAUAUCCGCUGUGGCAGUAUCUUCGCAAGAAUCAAAUAAAAUAUACAUCUACGAUGGUCAGGGAACAAAUACACCCUUACAUGUAUUUGAGAAACUACACACUAAACCUGUCGUCAUUAUGAAAUAUAAUUCUGUAUACGAGACAUGCAUUUCCAUUGAUAAAGCAGGAAUAUUGGAGUAUUGGACAGGUCCAAAGAUGAAGUACAAGUUUCCCAAAUGCACAUCGUUUGAAUCGAAGUUGGACACCGAUCUGUUUGAGUUUGCUAAAAACAAGACUUACCCGUGUGGCUUAGCGAUAUCACCUGAUGGCAAACGAUUUGCAUCCCUCAGUGGAGAUAGAAAGGUUAGGGUUUUUAAUUUCCAGACAGGCAAACUAUACAGGAUAUUUGACGAGACACUUCAAAGAUUUAGCGAAUUGCAACAAACCAUGCAACAACUUCCAAACAUGGAGUUUGGACGCAGAAUGGCAGUCGAAAGAGAAUUGGAUAAAACUGAGACGAAUCUAGGAAAUAUCAUUUUUGACGAAUCUGGUUAUAUUAUUUUAUAUCCUACAAUGCUGGGCGUUAAAAUGGUGAAUCUUUACACAAAUCGUUGUAUCAAAAUCAUGGGAAAGCCAGAAAACAUACGACCAAUGCAGCUGGCAUUAUUCCAGGGAAAAGCGAGAAAGACAACUGCUGCGUUAACCGUUGAAAUGGAGGCUUCUGAAAAUCCCACAAUGGAAAUGAACCGUCCUGAUCCGACGUUGUUUUGCACAGCUCAUAAGAAAAAUCGAUUCUACAUGUUCACGAGGCGAGAGCCAGAGGAUACAAAGAGCCAAGAAUGUGAUCGAGAUGUUUUUAAUGAGAAACCCUCCAAAGAAGAUAUUAUAUCUUCGACGGAAGCGACGAAUAUGCAGAAAAUAUAUGACACUGCGAUUCUUCAUACUGCGCUCGGCGACAUCCAUGUGAAUCUUUUCGGCAAGGACGUCCCUAAGACGGUGGAAAAUUUCUGCGUGCACGCGAAGAACGGCUAUUUCAAUGGUCAUAUAUUCCAUAGAGUUAUCAAGGGUUUCAUGAUACAGACGGGCGAUCCCACUGGAACCGGUACUGGCGGUGAGAGCAUAUGGGGAGGUGAGUUCGAGGAUGAGUUUAAACCAAACUUGAAGCACGACAGACCGUACACUUUAAGUAUGGCUAACGCGGGACCGAAUACGAAUGGUAGCCAGUUUUUCAUCACGCUGACACCGACGCCCUGGUUAGAUAACAAACAUACUGUAUUCGGCCGGGUUCACAAAGGAAUGGAAGUCGUGCAAAAUAUCAGUCAGCAAAUCCUCCCCGUGCAAUUCGCCACCACUUUCAUGCAGCGUAAUUCUACCUCCGAGGAUCGAAGAAGUUUCUUGCGAGCCUCCGCCUCGGAGACCGCCUUGCAUCCCGCCACCUCGAUGCUGCCCGAUAACACCUGGACCGUGUUGCCCGAUAACACCUGGACCGUGUUGCCCCAGUCCUAUCCCACUUUCGAUACUGCCAGCAACGUGUCUCCUGGAUCCGUUCUGUCCCCCUUGUAUUUCGUCACCAUAUUAUUUUUACCCAUAACAAAUUAAACAAUUCGAGGAACA
Messenger RNA from Cataglyphis hispanica, 2183 nucleotides. RefSeq names its product peptidylprolyl isomerase domain and WD repeat-containing protein 1. Gene Ontology annotation, molecular function: protein binding; peptidyl-prolyl cis-trans isomerase activity. Lineage: Eukaryota; Metazoa; Arthropoda; Insecta; Hymenoptera; Formicidae. The transcript is spliced from 9 exons. The coding region runs from base 126 to 2168 and encodes 680 amino acids. The record is from RefSeq and is a predicted model, not a curated record. Gene Ontology annotation, biological process: protein peptidyl-prolyl isomerization.